CCCUUGCGAUUUACUAGCCUUUUAACCGUUAGAGCACCAUCAGAUAAACUGAAAGCCUGCCUUUCUUGACAAAAGAAAACAAAGCUCAAUGGCCACUACACCGGAUAGUUCUUCUAAAAGGGCUUCACGAAUAUCUAUUCCCAAAGAUGAAUCUUCCUCCACUAAUAAUGACCAAGAUAAUGAUCCAACAGUGCCCAGCCCGCCAUUUCAUGAUCUCGUAAUGUUGUUGGAAGAAAUUUCAAGAAAACGCACAGAAAAGUCGCCACUUUUGCGCAGGUAUUUCCAGGAAUGGCGCGAAAAUGGGUAUGGUGACAUGUUUCCAGUUAUCAGGCUUAUCUUGCCUCAGCUUGAUCGUGAAAGGGGUCGCUAUGGUCUCAAGGAACAAAAAAUGGCAGAUUUGUAUAUCAUAAGCCUGAACAUCCUGCCCGGCUCUGAACCGGCCAUUAAACUCAAGAAUUGGAAAGAGGGUUCUCGGGAUUCAAGCGGUGAUUUCAGUUUAAUAGUACGAGAAGUGGUGGCCAGUCGGUCGCUAGUGACCCAUCCACAAGGACAAACGAUCCGCGAUGUCAAUAGGCUUCUUACAGGGCUCUCAAGAAAAGGAUCGGAUAACAUACACAUAUUUAAAACGCUUGUCCAAAGCUAUACACCCUUGGAAAAUAAAUGGAUUGUGCGAAUCAUCAACCGAGAUCUCAAGAUUCACAUGAAUGAAAACUCUGUUCUUCCAUGCUAUCAUCAAGAUGCUUUCGAGCUAUUUAAUGUGUGCAGUGACCUUCGGAAGACUGUCCUUGAUUGUGCGGACCCAACAGUACGUAUUUCCACCUCUACUGUUAGCCUUGGCCGUCCAUACAAGCCCAUGCUCUCAAAGAGGCUACCAAGUGCCAAAGACGUAGUAGAAAGCAUGGGAAAUAUGACUUUCUGGAUUGAAACCAAACUUGAUGGAGAGCGCGUACAGGUUCAUAAAGACGGGGAUAAGUAUCGAUAUUGGUCCAGGAACUCUACAGAAUAUACUCACCUCUAUGGGGCUACGUCAGAAGAGGGUUCGCUUACUCCAUUCCUCCAUCCACUCAUUAACCCAAAAGUUGAAAGUCUGAUCUUGGAUGGCGAAAUGGUCGAAUAUGAUCCAGCAACUAAACAAAUACUUGGUUUUGGAACGGUCAAGACUGCAGGAGGAGAUCAUUCUGGCGAUAAGCAUAAAAGACGACCGCUUUUGUUUGUCUUUGAUGUGCUGUACAUGAACGGCGCAUCCAUCAUUGAUCAACCGCUAGAGGCUCGACGUGAUAUGCUACCCUCCAUAUUCAUCAAAGAGCGUGAGGGACAUUUGGAAAUUUUAAAAUAUCAAGUCGCUUCCACAGAGCAGCACAUUAUCGAUGCAAUCGAUGCAGCUGUAAUGGAUCGCCAGGAAGGCGUCAUUGUCAAAAACCCGCGGUCAGUGUAUUUACCUAAUGGCAGAGGGAAGGAUUGGGUAAAGAUUAAACCAGAGUAUAUCGACGGUAUCUGUGACAGUUUAGACGUCCUUAUCGUGGGAGGUUACUAUGGAACAGGCUCCCGUGGUGGUCAAGGUGUCAUUUCUUCUUAUUUAUGCGCAGUACGCGAUAAUACAUCCAAAUCCUCUACUGGAAAGAAAUUCCUGACAUUUUGCAAGUUUGGUUCCGGCUUCUCUUAUCAGCAGAUGGGGAAAUUCAGUGAUUUACUGUCGCCUCACUGGAAAGAGUAUAAGUAUUACAAGGAGAACCCAUGGGUGGAGAUGUUCGACAGUGCCAAGAUGCGCCCCGAUGUGAUUAUUGAUCCUGCCAAGUCUAUUGUAGUAGAAGUAAAGGCUUCGGAGAUCCUACCCAACACGGAUUCUUAUGCCGCAGAAUAUACGCUCCGUUUCCCUCGGUUCCUACACAUUCGCCAGGAUAAAGACAUGGAUUCAUGUAUGACCAUGAGUGAAGUUCAUCGCAUGUUUCGUGAAUUUAAAGGCAAGCUUUCCAACAAACAAUUCAGUGCCAGAAGUUCUACCGCGCUUAUUAAGGUCAAGGAGAAGUUGGCUGGGCCACGGAAGUCAACGCAAGCACGUCUGUUACACAGCAUUGUUGGGGAUAUGAGUGCCUUCAAAAUCGAAACAGAUCUUUUCAAAGGCCAGGUUUUCUGGGUCGUACGGGGCGAUCAGCAGCAUUCCAAGUCAGAGUUAGAAGUACUGAUCAAGCGAUUCGGGGGGAAGCAGUCUCAGUCCGAUCAAGUGGAAGGCACCAUCAUCAUUGCAGGAGUUCAUGGGCCUGACCUUAUUGGACUCAAAAAAAAGGGUCAUAGAAACAUUGUUCUACCUACAUGGAUCCGCGCCUGCAUUAACGAGUUGCGGCUAAUUCCUUUAAACCCAAAGUACAUGUUGUUUACAACAAAAGAAACUGAAAAGCAAUUCCGAUUGAUCAUGGACGAGUACAAGGAUUCAUAUACCGAGCCACUCACUGCGGAGGGGUUGCAAGAAAUUCUGGACAAGAUGCCUAAUAGAAGCGAAGUCGUCAAGCGCAGGCGUUUGAAGGCUGCUGAAGAAACAGCUGCAAGGAAUAAAAUGAAGAGGCUUAAUAAUUUUGCUGAUCAAAUUGAAUCAUCAGCUGUCAACAAGGAUAUAGACGACAAAGAGGUGGUUUUACAGAUGGAGAUCGACAACCUCGAUAAAAAUUGGGAACAAGAAGAUGCUCGCCGUGCACGGAAGAUUGCGGCUGAGCUUACACGGCGGUAUUAUGGAAAGGAAGGUGAACGUGAACCGCCUCUUGGCAUGUUUCAAGGCCUAGAGGUGUUUGUGGUUUAUCCGCCUUCACCAACACAGUUGCUGCAGUCAAUUGCAUCCCAGCCCUCAACUACAGUGCCCAAAUAUGCGACUAACAAAGUAAAGCGUGAACCAGAUGAUACAAAUCCAGGAUCUCCAUUUACAAGGCCGAAAAUUUGGAAUACGAAAUGCCCAAAAGGCCCAACACGAGAAUUUGAAUCGACAUUUGAUGUCCUAUCUGAUACAAUCGACUUUUGGAGUAUGAGGAGAGAUGAGAGUGCCUCUCAGAUCAUGGCGGAUCUUGACGCCAAAUCAUCACAAAGGAUGAAGGAAAUCGAAAGUCUGGGAAUGGGAAGUCCUUUUUGGGAGUAUGUCGACAAGGAGAAAGCUUAUGAAGAAGAAUUAGACCAGAUGUUAGACAAAAUAUGUCGCUACCAAUUAUGUCGGGAAAACUUGGAUAUGAUUUCUCAAAUACUUGAGUUUCAUGGCGCUGUGAUUAUGCCGCCGGACCAAUGCAAUAUAGAGCAUUGUCAGCAGCUUUUACGAGAUCGUGUCAGUGCCAAUUAUGAUUUCAAGCUGGAUGAAAGAUAUGUCGGCAUUCCGAAUGAGAUUAUUGUCUUGUUUGACCCCUGCUAUUUGGAGCCAUUAGAUGAGUGGCAGAAGGCCAUGCGGAUCUCUACAUUAUACGGCUCUGAUGCAAGUUCGUUUGAUGUACCACGCCUAGUUACCACAGAAUGGGUCAAGCAAUCGCAGAAAAGUGAGUACCGUGUCCCAGAGGAAGCCUAUUAUCCCAUUAAGUAGC
This is a messenger RNA of Lobosporangium transversale, 3551 nucleotides long. RefSeq names its product ATP dependent DNA ligase domain-domain-containing protein. Gene Ontology annotation, biological process: nucleotide-excision repair, DNA gap filling; DNA recombination; double-strand break repair via nonhomologous end joining. The coding region runs from base 89 to 3550 and encodes 1153 amino acids. Gene Ontology annotation, cellular component: DNA ligase IV complex. NCBI's taxonomy places the organism in Eukaryota, Fungi, Mortierellomycota, Mortierellomycetes, Mortierellales, Mortierellaceae. The record is from RefSeq and is a predicted model, not a curated record. Gene Ontology annotation, molecular function: ATP binding; DNA ligase (ATP) activity; DNA binding. The transcript is spliced from 11 exons.